This is a messenger RNA of Schistosoma spindalis, 2697 nucleotides long. NCBI's taxonomy places the organism in Eukaryota, Metazoa, Platyhelminthes, Trematoda, Strigeidida, Schistosomatidae. The record is from the annotation of a GenBank genome assembly.
UAAUUAUGAUUAAAAUUGAGAUAGCAAAUCAAUAUAGGAAAUUAGAAUGUGUUAUGUAAAAAUGCAAGAAAAUGUGUUAGAAAAUGACAAGUAAGAUGAUAAUAGAAGAUCAAUUAACUUGUCAAGUAGCUUGACUCUAUGGAUAAGAAGUCAAUCAACUUUAAUGUUGUUUAAACCAAAUUCUAGGUAAAUCGCUAAUGAUUAGUAAGGCCUGUAGAUAUUUCUUUCCAAUGAAGACCUGAAAUCAUAACAUAGACAAUAUUAACCGAGGACUCCACACCAAGAGAGAUCACGUAAUGGGAGCCAAGAGGUUUUUAUUGGAAAAUUUAAAUUUGCGGGUCAUGUACAGAAAUACAAGCUAAUUUAUGAGUCAUCAUGUUGGUUUAGUCCAUGCAGAGCUAGCUCUUCUUCUUCCAAAGCAUUUAUUCUUCGUCGUCUUGCAAUAUAAAGAAAAUAGAAUCUAUUAACAACACCAUACAUGAUGAUUUUAACCCAGUUACAACUUUACCUCAUUAAAAAUAAAAAAUAAAAAAAAAUUUCCAUUGAAUAUAUUGUACAUAUAUAUGUGUGUGUUGGAUAAUUAAACGAAUACAAUAAUCAAAUAACCAAUCACAUAAUAGUUUUAAUGAAAAUAAUAAUAAUAAUAAAUUAACAAUGAUGAUACACAACAUUAUUUCUCGUUCAUUUUUAUUUGUUCAUAUCAUAGUGUAUCUUAAAUUGUCGAUAUGAAUUAAAAUAAAAACUGAAUUGUCCAUUCAAAGUUUCUUCUUUUUCUCAUCUUCUUUCUUUUUUUUCCUUCAUCUUCUUCUUGUUUUAAUUCCAUUUUCGCCCACGUUUUCAUAUAGCAAUUGAAUAAAUAUGACUAUAUAUAUAUAUACGCAUAGAUAGAUAGAUUUAAUUGACAUCUUGUAUAUUACGUUACAAUAGUUUAUAAAAUUAAUUUACUCUAAUAUUUACUUUCUAUAUUGGAUAAUCAUUAGCUAUGUGUAUUUGUUAAUCUAUUCAACUUGAAGAUGAACCGAUCAAUUAAAGAUCAUUUAUGAUACUGUUUAAAUAAAAUUUUCAAACAAUAAAUUCAAUACCAGAAUGCUCAAAACACCAAAGUGGUUCACGAAGAAUAAUAAUAUACGUCAGAUAUAAACUAUAUAAAUUUCAUUAGGAAAAAAGGGAUAGUAACAGUUUCACCAAACUAAUAGACCAACUACAAUAAAUGAAUAUUUUUCAUACUGUACAUAUGUCGACACAUUUCUAUUGGAAAUUCUGUAUCUGUUUAGUAUUCUGUCUAUUUAUAUUCAACUACGGUAAAUGUAAUGAUUGUGUACUCCAUAUAGACGAUUUGAAUAACUGUGCAAAAUUGGCUGGAGUUAGAAGAAUUCCAGAAAAAUAUGAAGGGUUUGGCUUUGGUUUUGGUUCAGUCGGUGAUGUGGAACAAAUGUGUCGAACAAAAUGGCAUAUCAAAGUGUAUUCAUGUGCUCAGUUAACUAUUCUAAAUCGUUGCUCACCUGAAUCGACUUCUCAUUUUAGAAAUGUAAUGUGGCAAUUUAUUUUUGACACAACACCUUAUGAAAAAGCAGCAAACUAUUUAUGUCAACAAUAUAAUCUACGUAUUUUCAGGUACCAUCGCGAUAAAUGUCUUUCCGUAUAUGAGUCUCAAGUUGAAAACUGUUCCAAACAAUAUUCAAACCUUUUGUCUAAAACAUAUUUGCAGCUGGCUAAUAGUAAUCCAGUGAACUCACGUAAUGCGGAUGAAUAUGCGAAUUAUAUGAAAUCAGUGUUACGUUCAACAUAUUGUACUGGAACUAUCACAAAAGUUAAUUGUAUCAAGAAAAUACUUGAAUAUCAUUGUUCAAGUGAUAUUAUUGAAUUAAUUCAAAAUUAUUUCAGAGAAACUUUACCAUAUGGAUGUGAACAAACUAUUAAUAUUUCUGAACAUUUAUUACCAAAUAUUAUAAAUCAAUCAAAUCAAACUGAUUUUAUCGUAAACGAUUAUCAUAAUAUACACAUAGCAACUAAUUUAAAUCAAAUCAAAUUAAAUAAAAUCAAUAAAAGUUCUCAACAUUCGAUUUCUAAUCAACAAAAUGAUAUAAAAAAUACAAAACGUAGUAACUAUUUAAAUAUGAAUUCAAAUACAAUUUUAUUAAAAACAACAUCAAAAAAAAUAAAUAAUCAUUGUAAUAAAUUAUUUAUUAAUAUGAUCAUAUAUAUUACAUUAUUAUCUACAAUUUUAAAGUAUGAAUUUGAUAUUUGAAAAUAAAAACAAAACAAUAAAAAAAUAAAGAAAACUAUGAGUAGUAUAUUGAAUAUUUAAUUGAGUAGACUCAUAAUGUGGAAUUUCAAAUCAAGAUAUCAAUGUUAUUUUCUAACUAUUAUUAAAGUGAAUAACUCUUCUAAUUAACAGAAUCAAAUGAUUAAGAUUAUUUUUAUUGAAAGCCAAAAAUGAUACACGUUUCAAAAGCUAAUUAUAAUUAAUAUGAAUCAAUUAUUAACAUUUAGAUUUUUAUUUGUCAAGAUCAUGUUUUUUUUUGUUUGUUUGCAAAAAAAAAGUAAAUCAAUAAUAUACAAUAGAUCAUUUUAUUCAGUUACUUGAAAUGAUUAUAGUAAAAUGUUAAAUAUUCAACAAAUAAUUGUUUAUGUAAUCAUGUAUACAAAUGAUUUUACUAUUUUGAAUAAACAACAUUUUUUUGGAGUUAUAUUUAA